This is a messenger RNA of Poeciliopsis prolifica (blackstripe livebearer), 2857 nucleotides long. It is a transcript of the gene sec14l7, whose product is annotated as SEC14-like lipid binding 7. NCBI's taxonomy places the organism in Eukaryota, Metazoa, Chordata, Actinopteri, Cyprinodontiformes, Poeciliidae. Bases 116 to 1330 code for a protein of 404 amino acids. The transcript has 12 exons. The record is from RefSeq and is a predicted model, not a curated record. Gene Ontology annotation, cellular component: cytoplasm.
GCGUGCCAUUUUCACCCGUCUACCUGUGUUUACCUCCUCCAGCUCUCAUUCACAGACCGCAGCAGCAGCAGCAGCUGCAGCAGCAGGGCCGUCGGAGCGACGCUUCAGCCGAGACAUGAGCGGACGAGUCGGAGACCUGAGCCCCAAGCAGGCCCAGACCCUCACUCAGUUUCGGGAGAGGAUUCAAGAUGUCCUCCCCAGCCUGCCCGCUCAGCAUGACCACUACCUCCUCCGCUGGCUCCGAGCUCGUAACUUCAAUCUUCAGAAAUCAGAGAACAUGAUCAGAAAGCAUGUGGAGUUCAGGAAGCAGAUGAAAGUGGACACCAUCAUAACUGACUGGAAGCCUCCAGAGGUGAUUGAGAAGUACGUAUCUGGUGGGAUGUGCGGCUAUGACCGAGAGGGGAGUCCCAUCUGGUACGACGUCAUCGGCCCUCUGGACCCCAAAGGCCUGCUGCUGUCAGCGAGCAAACAGGACUUCAUGAAGACGAAGAUCAGACACAUCGAGAUGCUGCAGCGGGAAUGUCGGAGGCAGUCUGAGAAGCUUGGGAAGAACAUAGAGUCCACCACUCUGAUUUAUGACUGCGAAGGACUUGGACUGAAGCACAUUUGGAAACCGGCUAUCGAGACUUAUGGAGAGAUCCUCACCAUGUAUGAAGACAACUACCCUGAGGGGCUAAAGAAGGUGCUUCUCAUUAAAGCUCCUAAAAUGUUUCCGAUGGCCUACAACCUGAUCAAACACUUCCUGUGCGAGGAAACGCGACGGAAAAUCAUGGUUUUAGGAAGUAACUGGCAGGAAGUGCUGCGGAAGCACAUCGACCCGAACCAGCUUCCUGUGGCAUAUGGAGGAACCCUGACCGACCCCGACGGAGACCCUCGCUGCAGAACCAUGAUCAACUACGGCGGGAACGUUCCCAAGUCUUACUACGUGCAGGAGUCGCUGAAGGUUCAGUACGACAGUAGCGUCACCGUCAGCCGCGGAUCAAGCUUGCAGCUGGAGUUCGACGUUGCUGCCCCCAGCAGCCUCCUCAGGUGGCAGUUUGCCAGUGAUGGAGCAGACAUCGGGUUUGGAGUGUACCGCCGCACCAAGGACAGCAAGAGUCAGAAAGUAGCCGAGAUGAUGCCGGUUCUUCCUAGCGAGCGGUACAAUGCUCACCUGGUCCCAGAAGACAGCUGCCUCACCUGCUCAGAGCCAGGAGUCUAUGUGCUGUGUUUUGACAACAGCUACAGCGUCCUCCAGUCCAAGAAGGUUAGCUACAACGUGGAGGUGAUUCCUCCUGGGGAUGAACAGCUGCAGACUCCGUGCAGCAGAGGGGACGUGAGGCUGCAGUGAGGACACGCAAACAUUACAUCUCACAUUUUGGUCACCUGUACUGGAUUUAACCUCAGCGUCUCUCAGUGCACUGCGUGUUAGUUCCUAAUUGUUUUGGGCCUUAAUUGGCCCAAAACAAUUAACAAUUAAAGCUGAUUAAUGUGAGGAUGAGAAGCAGUGCUGUGAAUGCAGUGCACUGCAACUGUCCCAAAAUGAUUCAGAACUGAACCACAGAGGUCGGUUCAAGCAAAGUAAAGUUAUAAUAAAUUCUCAUUUUAAUGAACAAUCAUUUUUUUCAGAUAUUUAUUUUUGGAUCAAUAUCCUGCAAGAUUUGCUAGAUCAUGAACCCAGCUGCACAUGCUGUCUAUACUGCCAUCUACAGGUCAGUUUUGGGUGAUCCAACGUCACCAAUAACAGUUUCCUCACACCACCUGGUUGUGUUUUCAGCACUUUGCUAAACGUUGUUGAGUUCUACUUUUACAUUUAAUGUGCAUAACAGUAGGACCUGUCCACUUCACCAGAGGUGGAGCUAAAAAUUGCCCGCUGCUCACUCAGGAGUGGCGAACUACUGAUUGGCAUCGGAGUUCAGAGCACAACAUCAGUAUUUUCCAAAUUCAAUUCAAAUGCAAUUAAAAAAUACUGUAUUGAUUCCAAAGAGAAAUUUGAUUAAUUUACUGUAAAUGAAAUAUAUUUUCUUAUUGUAUGACUGUAUUCAUACAUUUAUGCUCUCUAACCAUAUUUCACUGCUGCCACCACAUGUUCUGGAGGUGAACUGCAGUAAUGCCUUUUUGUCAUUCUGAAGCCUUUCUGUUCUUGUGAUUGGUGUUUGUUUGAAAUACCCACUUUCAUCCAAGCUAAAAGCUCCUGACUGACAUCAUGAGAUAUUAUGAUACCACCUACACUAUUGUGUACAGUGCACCAGCCUAUAGAGGGAAAUCUUUCCCCCACAUGCUGCUGACACCUCCUUUCUUCAUAGUUUCUGUGAAGAAACACCAGAUUUUGCACACCAAAGCAUGUUCUUCUGGAGAGAAUCUAUCUGAUUUCUGAAAAGACUCUUUGAAUUUUUACCAGCUGUUCAGAUUUGGAUAGAAUUAUUUGAAUAGAAAAACUGCAUCUCCUAAAGUCUUUUGGAAAUUGUACCCAUCUGAACUGACUUUUUCCCCCUUGAUGUUUUAUCAUCAUGCAGGGCAGGGGCCUCUCCGGAGGAAUCUGCAUAAAGCGUUGCCUUAGCAUAUAUUCACUGACUGAUAAUAAGUGAUUAUUCAUAUUUUGAAGUAAUGUAAAUAUCUAAUUUUGAUAUUCUUUGUGUGAAAUCUGUUAAUAGAACCACUUGACUGAUCUGUGUGUGUUGAGCUGUUUUUAAUAGCAGCCCAAAAUAAAACGCAUGAGGGAGGCGCAAGACAGACGCCACUGAAGUAUUGACUCUGCAAGCAGGAAACUGUUGGGGCAUGUCGUAAACGUGUAAUAAUUUAUUUUAAUUUAUGAAAGCUUCAUUACAUCAAGGUCAUCAAUGUUGAAAUGUUGCAAUAAAAACCUGUUCUGUUUAAA